GAGAAGCUGAUUUCGAUCCUUUAGGUGACAACUGAAUGCCAGACUAGGGCUGCUGGCAAUGAUGAAGAUGUUUGGGGAGAGUCGCUGGACUAAAGUCUUGACCUGCUGCUGUUUAUUUCCUUCACUGGCAAGUCUCCUUCGCGUGAGGAAGCCGACGGAAAGAUCUGUUUUGUGACAGUCUCUGCUCCCCCUCCUUUCAUCCGUUCUCAACAUAGUUUAGGUAGGGGAGGACCAGAGGCAGGUUCAGACCAGGCGCACAGGCCUGGGCAGGUCCACGCUGCUCCUGAUACAAUCGACGAGGAAGAUCUGGGACACCCUUCGAGGCGUAGGAUCGAAAGCCAGGCAAACAAGGGGCCGGGACAGGAAAGGAAACUAAGAAAAUGUGAGCCAGCAGAAAGAAGAAGUUGCACCGAGGAAGCCACUUUAGGGCACAAGAAUGGAUUCCCUGGGUGGCAAGGAGGAGAGAUACGUCUUGGUGGAAUACCCCUUUGAGUACACCGCUAAGGACGGGCAGCUUAUUUCAAUAAAGCCCAACGAGAGAUACAUGCUUCUGAGGCGAACCAAUGACCACUGGUGGCACGUGAGGAAGAACAGAGAAGCCCGGCCUUUCUACAUCCCAGCAAAAUACGUCAAGGAGCUGGGCCCUGUCACCCACACCAUGCCAUCCUCCGAGGAGCUGCCUCCCACAACAACCAUGCUGGAAAAUGUCAACUUAGAGGCCUCUAUCGGGGUCAGCCAAGAGCCGCCGGCGGAGUAUGAAUAUCGGUUUGUCAAUGCCGUUCCAGUGUGUGAGGUAGAUGCAGAGAAAGCUGCCUUUUCUUCCCCGCGGUGCUCAAUCUCCUCAGGGGUCAUGGCGACGGUCCCUUUUGACGUUGGUGGGAACGCUCCGUCCCCCAUUUCCGGAGCAAGCAGAGCCACUAUUUCUGCCCUCAGUGCAUCUCACGGUUCCCUGAAGCCUCGCUACGCAACAGGUUGUUCCGAUUAUUCCCCAGUGGGCUACAUCCAUUCCCCCGAACACAUAAGGUCUACGGUUUCCCUGGAUGACUUGGCAAAAUUCACGAAGCCCCCCGGCCAGGCGGGUGUUGGGAACUUGCACAAAGCUGCCUCGUGGAGUCCUGCACGCCCGCUCCCAAAGAGCAACUCCGAAACCUUCCACAAAGCAGCGGAGGAGAUGGUGGAGCAGGAUCUGCCAGAGCCCCGUGCCAGACAGCCUCAGCCAAGCAAGGAGGUGGCUGAAGAUCCUGUGUAUGUGAAUCUCCAGGAGCUCCGGUUGGAACGGAGUCCCUCCACUGCGACCAAAACUGAAUCCAUACCCCAGCCCCACCUCAGCAGCCCCCCGGCAAGCUGGGAGACCCACACGGACGCGGAAAGUGGCCGCUUGUUCUAUUACAACUCGGCAACCGGCCAAACAACGUGGGAGCCUCCCUUUGAUGGUCCUGCCGGCGGUGGGAGUCCCCCUCCUUCUUGCUCUCCCUUGCUUGCCCUCAGCCCUGCCACACCUGCCGAGUGGGACCAGUAUGUAGACGAGGCCAGCGGGCAGGUGUUCUUCUACAAUACAUCGACGGGCGAGACGUCGUGGGAUGCACCCCGAAUGGACGAAACCCUCAAUUAUCCGGAGAUGCAGCCUGCGUUUGUGCCCUACAGCCCUGUGGAUCGGAGGCCGCCAACUCCAGAAACUGACUACCCCAACCUUUCUCCCGAUGAACUGGAGCCCUACCCUGAAGAAGAUUAUUCUCCGGUUGGCUCCUACCAGCCGCUGGACGGACUCUGCGUUCCCUCUGCGUACCAAGGCUGGCCGUCCUAUGGCAACCAGGAAGGACUGGUGUUUGAUGGUGACCAGUAUGCCUCCAACCUGGUCGCUGCAUCCGGCCACCAUCACCACAGUACCAGCAGUGGGUCCAGCCUGGACAGCAGCCCUUUUGGAAACUGGUCACCCUUCUCUGGGCCAAAGGAGGGGCAGUUAAAAACGCUUGAAAAGGCUGGGAUGCUCUUUCGAACAAAGACUGCUGAUAAAGGGAAACGUCAGAGGAAGAAUUGGAGUUCUUCAUGGACAGUCCUGGAAGGCGGUGUCUUGACUUUUUUCAAGGACUCAAAACACUCCACGUCUAGCAGUGUGAAACAUCCCUCCGUGUUGAGUAGCCCUGAGCACACUGUGGAUCUUAGUGGAGCAACACUUUCUUGGGCUGCAAAAGACAAGUCGAGCAAAAAGAACGUCUUGGAGCUGAAGACACGGGAGGGAUCCGAGUACCUGAUCCGGCAUGAUUCAGAAUGCAUCAUCAGCACGUGGCAGAAGGCAAUUGCUGACAGCAUCAGCAAACUGCCUACAGAUUUCCCUCCGGAAGACAAUGAGGAGAAUUCAUCAGAUUUGAGAUCCAAGGAACAGCUAGGAAGCAACAGAGAGAAAGAGGGCGAGAAGAAAAGCCCAGCCACCUGGCAUUCAUCCACCUCUCUCAACUCGGACAGCGAUUCCAGCAAAGUUCGCAACAAACUCCUGAGGUUUCUGCAGAGGCGACCAACCCUUCAGUCCCUGCGGGAGCGAGGCUACAUCAAAGAUCAGGUGUUUGGAUGCCCUCUGCAAGUUUUGUGCGACCGUGAGAAGAGUACUGUGCCUCAGUUUGUGAGGCAGUGCAUCUGCACUGUGGAGAAGAGAGGUUUGGAUAUCGAUGGACUCUACCGGAUAAGCGGGAAUCUGGCGACGAUACAGAAACUGCGCUACAAGGUGGACCAUGAUGAGCGCUUGGAUCUUGACGAUGGCCGUUGGGACGAUGUCCAUGUCAUCACCGGGGCCCUCAAGCUCUUCUUCCGAGAGUUGCCGGAGCCGCUCUUCCCCUUCAGUCAUUUUGACAGAUUCAUUGCAGCCAUCAAAAUUACAGAGCCCUCGAAGCGCAGCUACCGCUUACGGGAGCUGGUGAAUUCUCUACCUCCUGCUAACCACAAUACCAUGAGGGUACUUUUCCAGCAUCUCUGCAGGGUUAUAGAGUUCCGGGAGGAGAACCGCAUGUCCGUGCAGAGCGUCGCAAUUGUCUUUGGGCCAACGUUACUGAAGCCAGAGGCCGAAGAAGGGAACAUGACUAUGUACAUGGUUUUCCAGAACCAGAUUGUGGAGCAAAUCCUUAGCCAAUACAGCUACAUAUUCCCAGAGAGCUAGGCCUUCCCAGCGGAGCGAGGAGCCUGGUUGAAUGAAGGAGCAGCUGCGACGCAAAGGGGCAGGUCCCAUCGCUGUGGGGACGACGGUGUUGCUGGGCAGUGCCAAGACUAGAGACAGUGAAGACAUGGGAGGGAGGGAGAGAAGUGACUAGCAAUAAAACUGUCAAUGUAGGAUUCAGAAUGUC
Molecule: messenger RNA, 3332 nt
Organism: Lacerta agilis (Sand lizard)
Lineage: Eukaryota; Metazoa; Chordata; Lepidosauria; Squamata; Lacertidae
Gene: ARHGAP27
Product: Rho GTPase activating protein 27
Exons: 16
Coding region: 437-3148 (903 amino acids)
Biological process (GO): regulation of GTPase activity; signal transduction
Cellular component (GO): cytoplasm
Molecular function (GO): protein binding
Source: RefSeq, a predicted model, not a curated record